AUGAGAGGUGAAUUAGAUAACUCAAAGACGAUAGAAAGUUUAACCAGUGAAGAUGAAGAAGAUUAUAUGCCAUUGCCUAUUGAGCCAACAAAAAAAAUUGAAAGCAAAUGGUCAGAAUUUAUUGAAAGAGAUGAAGUAACUGCAACAAAAAACGAAGACAAUGAUGUUAUGUUAUUGGAAAACAAAGAAGUUGUUCUCGAAAUACCAAAGAAAACACACAAGAAAAAGUCAAUAACUAAUCUAAAAUAUUAUAAAGAACACCAGGAAAUACCAGAACAACUGAAUCUAAAAACUGAUACAAACCAAGAAAACAAUAACAUUGAGUGUAACAUAAUUAAUCAAAUACCUACUGAAAUUAAAUAUCAAUCUAAAUUUAAAGGUCCUGCAUAUCAACAACAAAAAAGAAUAAAACAAUCUGAUUAUGAUAAUAUAGAAAACACUAUUAUUAACUUUACAUCACAAAAUGAAUCUAAGGAGUUACAUGAACCAAAGAAAUUAAAAUUUGUAUCUCCUAUUAUCAAUUCAAAUUCUAAAUGGGCUAAAUUUGUAGAUUAUGGUAAUGAUGAACAAUAUGAUAUAUCAAAGACAGAGACUUUAUCGUCAAAUGUCCUGGAUAUAAAGGGUUUAGAAUCUGAUUCAAUUGAUGUGAGUACUAGAAAUGGUUAUAUGAAUCAAAUAAAUAGAAAGAAUAAUGAGGAAAUAGAUAAGAGAAAGAAAUCUAAUAAUUUUAUAGAAAGCAAAUUUGAUUUAAGAGAUCAUACUAUUUCAAGACACAAUAGAAAUAUAGAUACAAAUGCUAAUGAGGAAAAACAUUCAAACAAAUCAGUUAAUUGUAAAAAUAAUUAUAAUUUAGACAUAAAUGAUAUCUUUAAAACUCAGAAUGUAUCACAGAGAAAAAAUAACAAUUUAUUCUCUUUAUGUGAAGAUGAUGAAAUUGAUAAUGUCUUAGAAUUUUAA
Molecule: messenger RNA, 957 nt
Organism: Diatraea saccharalis (sugarcane borer)
Lineage: Eukaryota; Metazoa; Arthropoda; Insecta; Lepidoptera; Crambidae
Source: the annotation of a GenBank genome assembly